AUGGUGAUGUUCGACUACCUAGUUCGCUUCGUUGAUACUCAAGGAGGGGUUGUCUAUGGCAACCUCCCUCGGCUGACCUCACUGGAUGACCUUGUGGGAUCCAAGGUAGCAUUAUUAACCGGUGAUCCGUUGAAAGGAUUCCAAAAGACAGACCAGACUAGAACUGUGAAGGAGGUUCUCUGCCCUCUAGACUCAACACCCAUCUUCCAAUGUAUUGGAGUUAACUAUCCAUUACAUGCUCGCGAAGGAAAUGAUUUCAAAGUCCCCAGUCAGCCAAUUGUCUUUACAAAACCGGGAGACUCAAAAGCCGGUCCGUUUGACGACGUUUACUGCCAUCCAGAUGCACGACCAGAGUUGGACUAUGAGGGGGAACUCUGCUUUGUAUUUGGAAAAGACUGCAAAGACGCGACGGAAGAAACCGCUUUAGAUUACGUUUUGGGCUAUACAACAGGGAACGACCUCUCAGCAAGAAACUAUGUCCCCCAGGAGAUCUCUGGUUUUCAGAUGAGCUACGGAAAGUCGUUUGAUGCCUUCGCUCCGAUUGGGCCCUAUAUUGUGUCUUCUGCCAUUGUUGGAGAUCCACACAAGCUAGAUUUGGUCACAAAGGUCAAUGGUGAGGUCAGACAAAAGGACAAUACCUCAAGCAUGAUAUGGAGUAUCCCACAGAUUAUUGUGCACCUCAGCAGAGGUCGAACGGUUCGAGCGGGUACUGUAUGCAUGACAGGAACACCAUCGGGUGUAGGAUGGUUCAUGAGACCCAGCUGUUUCCUUAAAGAUGGUGACAUUGUGGAAGUCAGCGUUGAAAAGGUUGGAACAAUCAGAAAUAAAAUUGUGUUUUGA
Molecule: messenger RNA, 840 nt
Organism: Fonsecaea multimorphosa CBS 102226
Lineage: Eukaryota; Fungi; Ascomycota; Eurotiomycetes; Chaetothyriales; Herpotrichiellaceae
Exons: 3
Coding region: 1-840 (279 amino acids)
Molecular function (GO): catalytic activity
Source: RefSeq, a predicted model, not a curated record